This is a messenger RNA of Tribolium castaneum (red flour beetle), 1258 nucleotides long. RefSeq names its product Heparan sulfate 2-O-sulfotransferase (gene Hs2st). The coding region runs from base 174 to 1172 and encodes 332 amino acids. The record is from RefSeq and is a predicted model, not a curated record. Gene Ontology annotation, cellular component: membrane. The transcript has 3 exons. Gene Ontology annotation, molecular function: heparan sulfate 2-sulfotransferase activity. Lineage: Eukaryota; Metazoa; Arthropoda; Insecta; Coleoptera; Tenebrionidae.
CGCACUUGCGCAGGGCGCAGCACAUUGUCGGUAGUGAUCAGGUGUUUGAAGAAACCAUUCAGUUCAAGCAAUGAUUAAUAAAACAAAUAGGAUUUGUUUGUUUCCUGAAUAAAAUACUCGAAACCAUGCAUAUUAUUUUUCGAUAAAAAAGGUCAACAAAAUACCCACCGGUGAUGAAUAGCGUAAGGUUAGGGUACCUUUUAACAAUAACUGUUAUGACCUUUAUUGCAAUAAUUUACCAAAUUCAAAUCGUUCGACUUCAAGAAAAAAUCUUCCACCUUGAAAACAAUGCAAAUCAAAACGACCGUAAACAACAGAGUCGAGAAGAGUUAGAGAACGACGAUUUAGUAGUUGUAUACAAUCGAGUACCAAAGACUGGAUCCACAAGCUUCAUAGGCGUCGCUUACGACUUGUGUAAAAAGAAUAAAUUCCAUGUUUUACACGUGAACAUAACUGCCAAUAAUCACGUUUUAUCGCUAAACAAUCAACACGAAUUCGUUCAUAACGUCACCACCUGGAAGGCGAUGAAACCGGGGAUCUACCACGGCCACUUUGCCUUCAUCGACUUCACGAAAUUCGGGGGCCCUAAGCCCUUGUUCAUCAACAUUCUCCGAAAGCCCCUAGAGCGGUUCAUUUCCUACUACUACUUUGUCAGAUACGGGGACAACUACCGGCCCUAUCUGGUGCGCCGCAAGCACGGCAACACCAUGUCUUUCGACGAAUGCGUUGAGAAAAACCUCCCUGACUGCGACCCCAACCACAUGUGGCUCCAGAUCCCCUUCUUGUGCGGGCACGCCGCCAACUGCUGGAAGCCCGGCAAUAAGUGGGCCCUAACCGAGGCAAAGAAGAACUUAGUCAACAAUUACCUCCUCGUGGGAGUAACGGACGAGAUCAACGACUUUGUUGCCGUUUUAGAGCAAACCCUUCCACGGAUAUUCAAAGGCGCGUUCAACCACUACCUCACCAGCAACAAGUCGCACUUGAGGCAGACCGUUCAGAAGGACGCGCCUUCUCCGACCACCGUCAAGAAAAUCCAAGAGAGCACAGUGUGGCAGAUGGAAAACGAGCUCUACGAGUUCGCCUUGGACCAAUUCCACUUUAUUAAAAAACACACUCUUAAAGACAAACUACAGAACGUCAUGUACGAGAAGAUACGGCCCAAAAUCAACUAACUCACGCCGCGAGAUAUUAUUUUUCUAUGUGCACGACUUAAACCGCUGUCUAAUGUACUUAUUUAUAAUAAAUUGAGAUUAUUUAA